CUGGGAAUAUUUACAUGGCCGCUUUUAGUAAUCGGACUUGAGUCUACAGACUGGCAUUAUUAGCAAGCACAAUAACUGUAUCUAUUCUUAAUGCAAUAAAAAUAGUAGAUACUUACUAGAUCUAGAAUCUAGAUACUCUUGUAUUUAAAACUAAAAUCCUUUUAGAAGACUACGAAUCGCGUAUAAUUUGAUGCCGUCCAAACAUUGAAAAUGUGGGCUAAUCCGUAUGGCACAACAUGGUCUAUGCAACAAGCAGACUAUCAGAAUAUACCACACGAGCAAGUGGACUGGGCUGCCUUAGCAAAACAAUGGAUAACUCAGAGAGAAACAGUUGGUCCUCCACCCCCAAUGAUGAUGAUGAUGGGAGGUCCAGACGCAGCCAUGCCACCUCUAGAUGCCCAAGUUGCUGCUCCGCCGCCACCCCCACCUCCACCACCAGAGGAUGAACAAGUUACUGUACACAAACCAAAGAAUGACCAAGAUGAAAAUAGCAUGGACAUAGCUUCAGAUGGAGAAGAUGGCGCCGCUGCUACUGCAGCUGGUACUGGAUCAGUUCCUGCACAGUUUCCUAGCCAGCCUAACUGGGUGCCACAGCAGCAGCCAUCAUGGUGGCCUCCAGGCCCUGCUGGGGAAAUGUGGAUGGGAUCACAGGUAGUGUCCAACAAGGAUGGAUUUAGUGGUGAUAUGACUGGAUUUCCACCUGGUGGUCCAAUGUUUUUUAAUCAGGUAAUGUCUGCACAAGGACUUCCUCCUUUUUUCGCUGGGGCCAUAUUGGGACAGGAGGUGACUGGCAAAGAUGCCAACUUUAUGCAAUACUGGGAUGAGCAAACCGGAGACAGUGACUCAUCACAACCUGCAAUCCUCCCAGAUCCCCCUAUCCGAGUAGCUCACCAUCAUUCACACCAUGCAAAUCAUCGGCCUGGUCGACACAACCAUUUACAAACAGAUCCAGUCUCUGAAGAAGAGGAUGGCAGUAUUGAUGCAGCUAAGAGGAGAGCUCUUCCUGCAUGGAUCAGAGAAGGGCUGGAGAAAAUGGAAAGAGAAAAACAAAAACAAAUGGAAAAAGAGCAAUCAAAGCAACAAAGAGAUGCAAUGUUAAAAGAAAAUGAGAAUAGGGAUUUAAUAAAGAAAAACUCAGGGGAUGACGUCAACCCAAUGAAAAGCAAAUUUGAUUCUGAUGAUGAAGAAGAAGAAAAUGCAAGUAAAAUAGAAGAAAUGAAUGAAGAAAAGGAAGAGAAAGCAAUAUUAAUUCCACAACCUAAAUUAAAAGAGGUUGACACACCAUCAAAAUCACCAGUAGAGAAGCGUUCACCAUCACCUAGCAGUUUUAUGAGUGAGGAAGAAAAGGAAAUGGCAUUGAUGCUUAAAGUGAAGAGAAUGUUGACAGAAACAUUACUGGAAGUUACCAAUGAAGAAAUCAGAGCAGUAGCAACAUCAGUGUAUCAGAGGGCUAGAAAAAAAGCAAUGAAAGCUCCUGCAAAGCAACUUGCCAAUUCCUCGGCUUUGGCCUCUUUGACCUCCCUGGGAUUGGGCUAUGACAGUGAUGCUAGCGAUAACGAGGAAAACGAUGCAGGAGAUGAUGAUGAUACAGAAUCUGAUUCAGACUUGGAGGAAAAGAUCCGCCGUAAGAAAGAAGACUUUGCAAAGAGACGCACCUACAGUGAUGGUGAGGAGGACCCCCGAGGGGGCAGAGUUGAUACACCAGACCGAUCCAAGUCUAAACAAGAGCUUUCUUCAGGAAAAUCAUCCAAAAAGGCAGAUGAGGAUCGCAAUAAGCGCCAUAGUGAUAGGGCUGAUCAUAAAAACGUUAAGACGGACAGACAAAACAGUGACUCUAAAUCAGGCAAAGUUAAAAGAGAUGACUCAGUAGACAAUGAUUCCAAAAGUGAAGUGGCUAGGUCCAAAAAAUCUAGUGAGCAUCGAGUUAGUGGUGAUUCAAGUGAUGAUAGAGAUAAGAGAAAAAAUAAAAGGGAGAAGGUAAAGAGUAAAGAUAUUAAAGAAGAAAAAGAUAGCAAAGUUAGAAAAAAUAGUUCAGAAACUAAAAAAGAAAGAACUGUAAAUAAACAUGAAGUGAUAAAAACUGCUGAUAGUAAAGGGAAAGCCAAUAGCUCUAGCAAUAAAAAUAAAAUUCAAUCUAAAAGUAGGGAGAAGUCAAGUAGCGAGGAUUCCUCUUCUUCCGAUUCAGAAUCAUCUAGUAGCAGCAGCAGUAGUGAUAAUGAAGAAGAAAAUGGUGAUGAGAGUAGUUCAGAAUCAUCCUCAUCUUCAUCAUCUUAUUCUUCCUCAUCAUCAUCUUCUUCUUCAGUAGAAAAUAAAAAUACACCCGCCAAAAAAGAUUUAAAAAUAAAAGAUGUUAAGAAAAAAUCCAGUUCUUCUAGGUUAAAGGAGGAAGAGAAUAUUCCUAAAGAUGUAAAAAGUAGUCCUGACAAAAGGUUAGUUGAUGAAAGUGUAGUAGAGAAAAAGGCAAAGAAAAAUGAAGAUGCAAAUAGUAAAUCAAAACAGAAAGACAAUGAUUCAGAUAAGUACAGGGAGAGGAAGAAAAAAAGGAAACGUAGUGUUAGCGUAGAGAAAAGACAUGUUAGAGAAAAAGAAAGUAGCAGGAGAGAUAGAAGUGAAGAUAGGUGGAGCAGGGAAAGAGAUAGGCGUAGUGUCAGUCGUAGUCGAAAUAGAAGAAGCCCAUCUUACGACCGAGACAAAUACCACGACAGAAACAGAGACUACUCUGAUGAUGACAGAGACCGUGACAGACAUAGAGACCAGGGCAAAUCUAGAAAAAAGAGAAGUGUAAGUAGGGAUGAUUACCCUAGACGGGAGAGGAGUAGAGAUAAAGAGCGAUCCUCACGCCGCAGUACAGUUGAUGAAAGUCACAGGUCUUCAAAGUCUAGCAAGAGAAAGCUGUCCAGAUCUUCCUCUGGGAGUGAUAGGGAUUCCCGACGGAAGAAGAAAGAGCUUCCGUCAAAGGAGAAGAGGCACAAAGAAAAGAGUCACAGAAGCAGAGAUGAGUAUGAAGAGGGGGGAGAUGAGGAUAAUUAUAAGGAGAGAAGGGAUCGCGGUAAGACAUCCAAGGGAAAACGCAACGUUAGAUCUCGAUCAAGGUAUGCAAGCCCUUCAUUAUAACCUAAAUUAGGCUGAUUUACUCUUUCACACUUGUCAGAGGACAUCUGACCAGGUGGUGAACCUAUGGUAUCACUUUUAAUCUUACAGGUCAAGUGGUCAGCAUCUUUGCAUCCUAAUUUUCAACUUACUUUUAGUUGUACUCCUACAGUUUGUAUCCUAAUUACAUCAUUUUAACUGUUGUUAUAAAAGAUAAACAAAUUCAUUCAAGUAUUUUUUUUAUAUAUACUUCUUAAUGCAAAAAAGCUUUUUAACAGUUCCCCAUAGCUAUUUUUUGUUCUGGACCUACCAGAGUGCAGUCAUUCCUUCCACGAUGUGGCUUUUAACAUAAGUGACAAUUUUUCUGAGCAAUUUUUUUCUUUUCUUUUCAGAUCAUCAUCAAGGAGGAGAUAAAAGAAAUGUGUGAGCUGUUACAUGUUGUGUAGAUUGUCAUAGUUUGUUUAUACAAAUCAUUACAAUAUUUUGUAUGUUUGCAAUUCAAUGUAUAAUAGGUUUAUUUUGAUGCAUUAAAAUUUUAGACCCUCUC
Molecule: messenger RNA, 3637 nt
Organism: Physella acuta
Lineage: Eukaryota; Metazoa; Mollusca; Gastropoda; Physidae
Product: arginine/serine-rich protein PNISR
Source: RefSeq, a predicted model, not a curated record